CCCACACGUCUCUCUCGAGAUGUCGGUGGCUGCGGACGUCUCUGACUGGAUCGACACUCCUGCUCCACUCAAUACAAAUAAGUGUGGAGAGAGAGCAGUGUUUUCAAGUAGUGACACCAUCGUCCAGCGGCGGGAUCCUGAUUCCGUGAGAUACAAGUGUGUCUGUUACACAGCCCAUCCCCUGUCUCCAGGGCAGGUGUGGCAGACCACCGUCCUCGAGACUACCAUAACUUUGUUGAGUGGACUGACUGUUGGAGUGACUGCCACUCUACCUCAAGUGGUGCCUUUUGAACUCCUAUUCCAAAGGUCUGGACCCCAUGAGUGGCUCUAUAGGGGCACAUCAUUAUCGCACAAUGGGAGGAAUGUGUCUUCGGAUCUUCCUAAUAUCGAGUUUCUCAAACGUCAUCAAACAGUCGGACUUCUUCUCACUGCUAGUGGUGAUCUUCAUGUGUUCAUCAAUGGACUCCACGUGAAAAAGGUAGCGUCUGGUCUGCCAGUAAAUAACCAUCUGUGGGGAGCAGUGGAUGUGUAUGGCAGAUGUGCCAAGAUCAAAUCUGAGCUACUGAGUGGAGGAAGGUGGGGCUGGUGUGACGGACUAUGUCAACUACUACUAUAUACUAAGCAGCACUGUGGAUCUGGACUGGAAGAAAAUCGUUUUUUUAGCAAGUGAUAUCAUAUUACCUAAUUCCCUCUCGGUGAUACUAUUUUUAACUUCACUGGGAGAGGAACGCACUGUAGCCAUAGUUUAUGAUUUUUCCCUUUUUCAUGGUAGGUAGGACAAUCCUUCUACAGAGUCAUUUGUUGCAAUUUUGUUGUUGCUGAUUUUAUUCUAAUUAAUAUUCAUGAAAACUCUAAAAAAUCUUCAUAAAACACAACCAAUAAGAUCUCGCUACAAAACAUACUACUAAUGUUAUAUGCAAGAAAGUUACAGAAAAGUAAAAAAAAUCAAUUAU
Messenger RNA from Geodia barretti, 953 nucleotides. NCBI's taxonomy places the organism in Eukaryota, Metazoa, Porifera, Demospongiae, Tetractinellida, Geodiidae. The record is from the annotation of a GenBank genome assembly.